AUGUGGAAGGCUGUAUUGAAUGCUUGGAACGGAACCGAUAAUCAAAGUGAUGUCGCCUCGGGCAUUACCUCUUAUAAAUUUGAAGACAUGAAAAGAAUUGUGGAAAAACAUGACCCCAAUGUAGUGUUGGUAGACGUUAGAGAACCAUCUGAGUACUCUGUGGUUCGUAUUCCUGGCUCUAUUAACGUGCCAUAUAGAUCGCACCCUGAUGCGUUUGCCUUGGACUCGCUCGAAUUCAAGGAACAAACCGGCAUUCCAAAACCUGACACUGAAAAAGAACUGAUUUUCUAUUGUGCAUCUGGUAAACGUGGAGAUGAAGCUCAAAAAGUUGCCCACACCAAUGGUUAUUCGAACACUUCACUUUACCCUGGUUCAAUGAACGAUUGGGUCGCUCAUGGAGGUGACAAACUUAAUAUUUAG
Molecule: messenger RNA, 420 nt
Organism: Saccharomyces eubayanus
Lineage: Eukaryota; Fungi; Ascomycota; Saccharomycetes; Saccharomycetales; Saccharomycetaceae
Gene: RDL1
Product: thiosulfate sulfurtransferase RDL1
Exons: 1
Coding region: 1-420 (139 amino acids)
Cellular component (GO): mitochondrion
Molecular function (GO): thiosulfate-cyanide sulfurtransferase activity
Source: RefSeq, a predicted model, not a curated record